Molecule: messenger RNA, 768 nt
Organism: Rangifer tarandus platyrhynchus (Svalbard reindeer)
Lineage: Eukaryota; Metazoa; Chordata; Mammalia; Artiodactyla; Cervidae
Source: the annotation of a GenBank genome assembly
AUGCUUGAAGAAGAGAGGAAGAAAAGGAAGCAGUUCCAAGACUUGGGCAGGAAAAUGUUGGAAGACCCUCAGGAAUGGGAACGUCGGGAGCGCAAGGAGAGGAUGGAGAGGGAGACCAAUGGGAAUGAGCAUGAGAAAGGGCGGCAGAAGAUCCGGGAGGAGAAGGAUAAGAGCAAGGAGCUGCACGCCAUUAAGGAGUGUUACCUCGGUGGCAUCAAGAAGCGGCGCCGGACAAGGCACCUCAACGACUUUGUCUUUGAGUGGGAUGCAUCUGAGGACACUUCCAUCGACUACAACUCCUUGUACAAAGAACGGCACCAGGGCCUCCGGCUGUGCAUGGGCUGUGAGAUAGUGAUCGCUAUCCCAGGACGUCUGAUCGAUGUGCUAGAGAACCGCUACCUGGUGCUGAGUCGCUGUACCUAUGUGGUUCUGGGCGAGGCAGACAGGAUGAUUGACAUGGGCUUUGAGCCAGACGUCCAGAAGAUCCUGGAGCACAUGCCUGUCAGCAAUCAGAAGCCAGACACAGAUGAAGCCGAGGAUCCUGAGAAGAUGCUGGCCAACUUUGAGUCAGGAAAACACAAGUACCACCAAACAGUCAUGUUCACGGCCACCAUGCCCCCAGCGGUAGGGCAUCUGGCCCGGAACUAUUUUCGGCGACCUGCUAUGGUAUACAUUGGUUCUGCAGGCAAGCCCCAUGAAUGUGUGGAACAGAAAGUCUUCCUCAUGUCAGAGUCUGGAAAGAGGAAAAAGCUGCUGGCAAUCUUGUAG